This is a messenger RNA of Echinococcus granulosus, 390 nucleotides long. Its product is annotated as 40S ribosomal protein S12. The record is from RefSeq and is a predicted model, not a curated record. Gene Ontology annotation, molecular function: structural constituent of ribosome. Gene Ontology annotation, cellular component: cytosolic small ribosomal subunit; ribosome. The coding region runs from base 1 to 390 and encodes 129 amino acids. The transcript has 2 exons. Lineage: Eukaryota; Metazoa; Platyhelminthes; Cestoda; Cyclophyllidea; Taeniidae. Gene Ontology annotation, biological process: translation.
AUGGAUGUUGUGGAGAUGGAUUUUGAUACGGCCUUGAGGGAAGUUCUGAAGAAUGCUAUUGCCUCCAAUGGCCUUGUCCGUGGUCUUCACGAAUGUGCUAAAGCUAUUGAGCAACGUAAGGCAAUAGUUUGUUUCUUGGCCGAGAGCUGUGACGAGGUUAACUACACGGAUAUCAUCGAGGCUCUCUGCCGCGUGCACGAAAUUCCGCUGAUUAAGGUACCUGAUGGCAAGCAGCUUGGUGAAAUGGCCGGUCUUUGUAAGUUGGAUCGUAAAGGAUGUCCUCGUAAAAUUGUGUCCGCCUCCUGUAUCGUAGUGAAGGACAUUGGAGAAGAAAGCCGGGGAUGGAAGUUCUUUGUUGAGAAGCAUAAGAUCCCUGUGGCAGCUCGUUAA